Messenger RNA from Thunnus maccoyii (southern bluefin tuna), 788 nucleotides. RefSeq names its product parvalbumin 8 (gene pvalb8). Gene Ontology annotation, molecular function: calcium ion binding. The coding region runs from base 239 to 568 and encodes 109 amino acids. The transcript is spliced from 5 exons. The record is from RefSeq and is a predicted model, not a curated record. Lineage: Eukaryota; Metazoa; Chordata; Actinopteri; Scombriformes; Scombridae. Gene Ontology annotation, cellular component: nucleus; cytoplasm.
UCCACGGUCCGGUCUCUCUGCCCCUGGGCGUUAUAAAUAGUAAAGGUUAAUUAGUUAGCUGAGAAAUUGGAUCAGGGGCGGGCAGUUAGAAUUUGAUCCAUAGACAGGUAACUCAAGCAAUCCCCAUUGUCACUGCAAUCAGACCUAUAUAAAUCCGCCUUGACGGACAGCAUCACCACAUAGCCUUAACCUCUCUGCUGCAUCACCGACCGGGCGAGAACCCUUAACACGGAAUAAAAUGUCGCUCUCAUCUAUCCUUUCCGCUGAUGCCAUCGACAGUGCUAUCAAGGACUGCCAAGCACCAGACUCCUUCUGCCCCAAGAAGUUCUUCCAGAUGUGUGGCCUCACCAAGAAGACCCCCCAGGACGUGAAGAAAGUUUUUGCGAUCCUGGACAAUGAUGGCAGUGGUUUCAUUGAGGAGGAAGAGCUGAAGUUUUUCCUCCAGAGGUUUAAUCCUGGGGCUCGCGUUCUGACAGACACAGAGACCAAAGCCUUCCUGUGUGCUGCUGAUGAUGAUAGUGAUGGCCGGAUUGGAGCAGAGGAGUUCCAGGCCAUGGUCUUGUCCUAAACAACUGACCUCCCUUUCUCCAAAUCAUCUUGAGACCUCCUCUACCUGCCCCUGUUCCACUGCUUCAAGGGCUGUCUUAGUUUAGUCAAUCAUUUUCCAUCUGGUUAGAUGAAACUUGUUAGAUUAUUUUUAUUUUACAAGACUCGCCCCGGUCCACAGAUCCACAUUCUCAUCAUGUUUUUUUUCUCUUUUUCCAUAUAUUUUAGACAGAUCGUAAAGC